Sorex araneus (European shrew) is the source of this 4675-nucleotide messenger RNA. RefSeq names its product nemo like kinase (gene NLK). Bases 1275 to 2858 code for a protein of 527 amino acids. Gene Ontology annotation, biological process: intracellular signal transduction; protein phosphorylation. The transcript is spliced from 11 exons. Lineage: Eukaryota; Metazoa; Chordata; Mammalia; Eulipotyphla; Soricidae. The record is from RefSeq and is a predicted model, not a curated record. Gene Ontology annotation, molecular function: MAP kinase activity; ATP binding. Gene Ontology annotation, cellular component: cytoplasm; nucleus.
GCCUGUCUGAAGCUCCCGGUCUAGGAUUGGAGGCGGACACGGACAGGUGGGCGUGGAUUGGCUAGGGCAGCCGGUCAGUGUGAGGCGGGGGCGGGGCCUCGGCGGCUGGUUGCGCGUGUCCGCCGCUGGCUCCGCUCUAUCCGGCUUUGCUAGGGGAGGUGAGUCCGGCCGCGGCGGCACUGGCGGCUGAGGAGGCGGCGGCUGAGAAGAAAGCGGCCGCAGCGGCUGAGGAGAAAGCGGCUGCGGUCACGGAAGCCGGGUGGGGGGGAGGGGGGGAGACGGAGCAGCCUUGAGCCCUGCGGGGGCCGUCGUACGGGGGGACCCACCCGCUCUCCCCCCCAACCCUCCUCAGCAGAAGCAGCCGGCGGCGGGGGUAGGAGUCAGCCCGCUUCCGACUGCACCCCGCCCGCCUCCCCGGGCUUCGGUUCUUUGGCCCCGGGACCCUCACCUCAUCCCGGGGCGGUUCCCUCUGCCUGGGCGUCCGAGUGCUGCCCACCUCUCUUUCAUUCUCUCCGCACCUCCUUCCCUUCACUUUGCCCCGGUCCUCUUUCUCCUCUCCGCUCUGCCCUGUCGCCCCCUCGGCUCACUCUCUCCCUGCUGCCUCCGUCCCUGGCUCUCCUCUGUUCAGCAAAGUUUAGUAGCCCCCCCCCUCCCUGCAGGCCUGUCUGUCUCGGAGUAGGGGGGGAGAUGUAGGAAGGCCUGAGGAGUUGAGGGGGGGGGAAGCUGGUUUCCCUGAGAAUUUCCCCCCAGCCUGUGAGUUUGGGGUGGUGAGACUUGUUCCCGUUGUAUUUUUUGAGGAGGGGGUAGGGGUUUAGAAAAGGAUGUGGGGAUGGAAGGGGUAGCUGAGUCAACCCUCUUACAAGAUUCCCAGGGUGGCGUGUUACCUGAUCCUUUUCGUGCGUGGAGUUCAGGGGGUCGGGAGGGUUGGCCUUCAUUCCCACCUUCAAAGUUGGAGCCUCCCCCCAAUUAAGGAUGGAGUUUUAGUACCCACUUGUGGCAGGAAUCCUGGGGGGAACGGGUCCCUUGUCCCUUUUUCUUUUCUUUUUCCUUUUCCUUUUCUUUUGUUGGCAACCCACUCCUGGCCAUACACGCUCACCCCAAACUACCCACCAAGAACCCCUCACUUCUCUGGAUUGACUGAUGAAGACCUAAAGCCCUGCCCGCUCUAUGUUUUUUGGAGGUGGAGUGAGUGGUUUUUUUUCUUCAUUUUUUUUAAAUGGCCAAAUGACAGCUUGACCCAGUUUGCUUUCCAAAAUCAAAGGGCAUUUUCUUGAAUGUCUCUUUGUGGCGCAAGAGCCAACGCAAAAAUGAUGGCGGCUUACAAUGGCGGUGCAUCUGCGGCAGCAGCAGGUCACCACCACCACCAUCACCACCACCUUCCACACCUGCCUCCUCCUCACCUGCACCAUCACCACCACCCUCAGCACCAUCUGCACCCUGGUUCGGCCGCUGCCGUGCACCCAGUACAGCAGCAUACCUCUUCGGCAGCUGCGGCGGCUGCAGCAGCGGCCGCAGCUGCAGCCAUGUUAAACCCUGGGCAGCAACAGCCAUAUUUCCCAUCACCGGCACCGGGUCAGGCUCCUGGACCAGCUGCAGCAGCCCCAGCUCAGGUACAGGCUGCUGCAGCUGCUACAGUGAAGGCGCACCAUCAUCAGCACUCGCAUCAUCCACAACAGCAGCUGGACAUAGAGCCGGAUAGACCCAUUGGAUAUGGAGCCUUUGGUGUUGUCUGGUCGGUAACAGAUCCAAGAGAUGGAAAGAGAGUAGCACUCAAAAAGAUGCCCAACGUCUUCCAGAAUCUGGUCUCUUGCAAAAGGGUCUUCCGGGAAUUGAAGAUGUUGUGUUUUUUUAAACAUGAUAAUGUACUCUCUGCCCUUGACAUACUCCAACCUCCACACAUUGACUAUUUUGAAGAAAUAUAUGUUGUCACAGAAUUGAUGCAGAGUGACCUGCAUAAAAUUAUCGUCUCUCCUCAACCACUCAGCUCAGAUCAUGUCAAAGUUUUUCUUUAUCAGAUUUUGCGAGGUUUGAAGUAUCUCCAUUCAGCUGGCAUUUUACAUCGAGACAUUAAGCCAGGGAAUCUCCUUGUGAACAGCAACUGUGUUCUGAAGAUUUGUGAUUUUGGAUUGGCCAGAGUGGAAGAAUUAGAUGAAUCCCGUCAUAUGACUCAGGAAGUUGUUACUCAGUAUUAUCGGGCUCCAGAGAUCCUGAUGGGCAGCCGUCAUUACAGCAAUGCCAUUGACAUCUGGUCAGUCGGAUGUAUUUUUGCAGAGCUACUUGGACGAAGAAUACUGUUUCAGGCACAGAGUCCCAUUCAGCAGUUGGAUUUGAUCACGGAUCUCUUGGGCACACCAUCACUGGAAGCAAUGAGGACGGCUUGUGAAGGCGCUAAGGCACACAUACUCAGGGGUCCUCAUAAACAGCCAUCUCUUCCUGUACUUUACACCCUGUCUAGCCAGGCUACACAUGAAGCUGUUCAUCUCCUUUGCAGGAUGUUGGUCUUUGAUCCAUCCAAAAGAAUAUCCGCUAAGGAUGCCUUAGCUCACCCUUACCUAGAUGAAGGGCGACUCCGAUACCACACGUGUAUGUGUAAAUGUUGCUUUUCCACCUCUACUGGAAGAGUUUAUACCAGUGACUUUGAGCCCAUCACCAAUCCCAAAUUCGACGAUACUUUUGAGAAGAACCUCAGUUCUGUUCGACAGGUUAAAGAAAUUAUUCACCAGUUCAUUUUGGAACAGCAGAAAGGAAACAGAGUGCCUCUCUGCAUCAACCCUCAGUCUGCUGCUUUUAAGAGCUUUAUUAGUUCCACUGUCGCUCAGCCGUCCGAGAUGCCCCCCUCGCCUCUGGUGUGGGAGUGACGUGGGAGAUAAUGUACUACUGAAGAUGUAAUGUAGCUUUCCACUGGAGUCUGGGAUUUGCAAUUCUGGAGGUUAAUCAUGCUUGUACUGUAAUUUUACUAAUGAAGUUUUAAAUUAACAACCACUACUUGUAUGAUAUGAAUAAUAUUUAGAAAUGUUACUAGACUUUUAAUCUUGUAAAGUGGUUGUGCUUUUAGAAGAAAAAAUAUUUUACCCAGAGUCGCACAUGUUUUAUGAAUUUAGUGCAGCUGUUAUGGCUCACCUCAGAACAAGAGAGAAUUGAACCAAAUUUGGGAGUUGGGGGUUUUGUGGUUUUGUUUUUGUUUUUCUUUUUCUUUUCUUAAAUGAAGUGAGAUUGUCACACACACACACAUACACACAUACACACACACACACACACAGACCACAUACAUACAUACACACGCACACUCACACACACAGAGACAUGCACACACAAGGCAGUCAUACAUUUUGAUAAUUUGAGCCAUUCCUGAAGAUUUGGAGUUUUCUAAAAGAAUCUCGAGACCUUGCCUGAGACCAAUCAUGGAGCCACCUGAGCGGAUUGUGGCUGCACCUGGGGGUGGGGGGCGGGGCAUGCCACCUGAUGAUCCAGCCCUAUAAUUAGCUUCUCAUUAGAGCCGUGACAGUGAUGUGUGCUGUCUAAAAUCCAUUGUUGUGGGUAGAGAGAAUGAGUUUGUGACUAGGAGAGACUAAACUUUUGUUUUCCUUACCUGGUAUAAAUAUAUAUAUAUAUAUUUAAUCUAUUUUUAUUAGAAGUUUUUCUGCUCUUUCUUACAUAAAAGAACCCCCAAGCAUGCAUCUUUCAUGUGUGUAAAUAAGUAAUUUCUGGGCUAAUUUCAAAAGAAUCCCAACAUUGCUGUAUAGAGAGAGAACUAGCUUGCACAUUUUAGGUCUGUGAAAUUUUGUGAGACUUUUCCUGCACUGGACAGUAAAACAAUAAAUAAAUAAAAGACAAAAACAAAUUAAAAAAAAAAUUAAAGCCACAAAAAAAAGGCACAUAGGGAAUUAUGUCAAAUGUGUUUGUGUCCUUAGGCAAAGCUGUGGGAGUCUUGAAAUGUCACAGUAGUAAAUAACUUAUGACUUUUUUGACAAAUUCUUUUUUCUGUUGGAACACUGAAUUCUUCUGUGCAUAUGUAUAUAUGAAUACAAACUGAAGGCCUCUACCUCCUGGAGUCAUACAACUUGGCUUGUUUACCUCCACUUGCUGAUGAUGACUAUUUUUUUUUUUUAAGUUCAAUGUGGAGACUUGAAACUUGAAUGUCCCUUCCAACUUUUAUAUUAAAAAUAAAAAGACAAGAAAAUUGAAGAUCGUUUUUCACCUGUACAAGGAAUCCUAAUGAAUCGUCUUAAAAUUGGUCUAGGAUAAAAAAAAACCUCGGUGUGUGUUAUGGACAAUUAACUAUUAAAGUUAUUGUAAGUUAUCUGUAUUUAGCAGAGUAUUUUCAUCUUGAGUGAUCUGAACUGAAUUUGAAGACUAUUAAUAAGUUAUGUUUGGAAGUUUUAACUUCAAUGAAGUAAUUAUUUGCUGUGAAAGAAACAAACAAUGAAUUACUAAACAAAGAUGGUGCAAUAUCUUUGUUUUUUUUUUAUGAGGCUCCUGAGAAUCAACCCAACUGAAGCAUUUCAAUUCACUUGAAUGAGAAACGUGUUUAGUAUCAAAAGAGCCCAAGAAGACACUGGUGUGAAAGGUACAAUCUCAGAGGUUGGUCAAUUACCGUGGCACACUUACUGGUCACUUUGUACAAUGUAGAUUUGAAGUACAGUGGUGAAAACAUUAAAUGUGACAUUUGAAAAGA